Symsagittifera roscoffensis is the source of this 2495-nucleotide messenger RNA. RefSeq lists its product as uncharacterized. Bases 186 to 2495 code for a protein of 769 amino acids. Gene Ontology annotation, molecular function: protein binding. NCBI's taxonomy places the organism in Eukaryota, Metazoa, Xenacoelomorpha, Acoela, Convolutidae. The record is from RefSeq and is a predicted model, not a curated record. The transcript has 12 exons.
AAUUGCCAUGAAAAUCAUUUUUAACGCUGAUACUUUCUUUCAAUUUAAGUUUCAGAUAGCCUGUAUUCGAAUUCGAAAAGUACAUUGUUUAUAGUUCGACCAUUUUGAACAUUCAUAGCAUUAUCUAUCUUUAUAGUAUCCCCUUUUUGUUCGUUAUACAAGCUUACUUAUCUGCCAAGUUCCAAAUGGAUAUUAUUUUCUAUUUAGUACUUUCCCUGGCAACUAUCAGGUUUUCUGACGCAGAAAUUGCGCUGGUCGAAUACGAAGAUGCCACGAACUCCAGUGGUAUCGUAAUUGGCAUUACAAUGACAUUCACGCCAGGCACUCUGUACCGAGAUGAGUCAGUGGUCUUUCAGCUGAACAGUGAAGGCUGGUUUUUCGACAAUGGUUACACAGAUGGCCAACCAGGAAAUGGACUGGAACAGGGAAGAGCUUACAGCUACCGACUGGAAGACAGCAUCGGCAGAGAAAUCACCGAGAUCUUUUGCACUCGUCCUGCUCCUCCUUAUGAUCUGAGGACCACUUUGCAGAAUGAAACCACUGCGCUCGUUGUGCACAAAAGGGUUCCUGCAUCCCUUGCGAGUGGCUAUUACAUAGGAUUGCUUGAGAUCGACCAAUAUUUCGACAACUUCGAAGACAGUCCAUUCAGACUUAAUGCAGAAACCACGGUGACUGUCAACGAUAGGUUCACCAACUUUACUUUCGUCAUAACACAAGUCCACAUUUGCCCUAAAACAAAUCCAGUGGAACAAUGGAGUGAAUACGUUAUCUCGAACACGAUACGAACACGCCCCCAUGAUGUCGGCCUGUCCACAACACAGCAAACUACGCAGACUUCAAUCGAAUUGAAUUUGACCACUCAAGAUUCCGGAUAUGGACUUGACUACAUUCUUUACCGUGACGAUGUCGGGGUGAAAACUUUUUCGUACCCUGGCUACUCUGGCUUGGAUGAACCUUGGAGUGACACAGACUUGUCUCCGGGAAUUAAAUACAAGUUCCAGUUGAAAGCUGAAGAUUCGUUCAGUGGAAUAACUGUGGUGUCAGAUUAUGUCACUGCCUGCACUAACCCACCCGACCCGAUCCAAUUGGUAUGCAGCUUGAAUGCUGAAACAAUGAUGACCGAGAUCCAUUGGGAAUUUCCUCAGGGAAAUUACGCAGCCAAUCUUGAAUCUCAAAUCAGCAAGGAUGUCAAUCAGCCGAUCCACAUAGCCGGUGGGACUACAUACAGCUGGCCUGUGUCUCUGGACCCCAGUGCCAGUCACAUAUUUUCAGCUCAGUUUUUCUUCACUUGCCCAAGUGGUGAUGUAUGUGCGAAAUAUAGUAACUGGGUGUCUGUAUCAGUUGAGGCUGCUACUCUUGUCUUGUCCGCCGUACUUCUGAAUCGAUCGACCGUUUCAAUCAAUCUAGACUACUUUCAAAACUACAAAAACGUCAGGCUUUUCGUAGAUGGUAUUAUGAGAGAUCCUCUUCCAUCUGUUUUUCCAUUGAAAAUUAGUGGCUUGGAAGCCAACAGAACCUACGUUUUUGAAGCGCAGGCAACCCAGUUUUCACAAGAGGUCCAGAGCAACUCUGUUUCGGUACAGACUCCAAAUGCAGCGGUGAAUAAAUCGGCGUCAGUGAGAACUGGAAACUCAGAUGAGUCCAACUUGGCCCCAAUUUUUGGCUCUGUCGUGGGAUGCGUGUUGGCACUGAUCAUUUUGGCUGUUCUGGUGGUUGCAAUUAUAUUCCUGUGUCAAAAUAACGAAGGAGGCGCUGGUGGAAGCAAUCAGAAUGCAAAGUCAGUUGACACUGAGUACCAAGAACCCGCUUAUUUUCACCGUACUGGUCUCCAACAAAGCAACUCACCAACUGCACCCAAUUUGUGCAACAACCUGAACUAUGUUACAAACCCCGUCAUCACGAACCACGACAACCCAAAUAUGAACUAUCUUAACGCUGAAAAUAAGAAUCCGGAUCAGGGAUACGAUAACCUCUACCUGCAGAGCCAAGAACAUACUCCUAAUAAUGACGGAUACCAAAAUUAUUUGUGCAACAACCUGAACUAUGUUACAAACCCCGUCAUCACGAACCACGACAACCCAAAUAUGAACUAUCUUAACGCUGACAAUAUGAAUCCGGAUCAGGGAUACGAUAACCUCUACCUGCAGAGCCAACAACAUACUCCUAAUAAUGACGGAUACCAAAAUUAUUUGUGCAACAACCUGAACUAUGUUACAAACCCCGUCAUCACGAACCACGACAACCCAAAUAUGAAAUAUCUUAACGCUGACAAUAUGAAUUCGGAUCAGGGAUACGAUAACCUCUACCUGCAGAGCCAAGAACAUACUCCUAAUAAUGACGGAUACCAAAAAGAGACGCUUCCUUCUCCUGAUGACAACCAAUCUUCGUAUGUGACAUCCCCACCUCUUAUGGUCGAGGACAAUGUCUACUUUGCUGUUCAGUCUAACAACAAUGCGGAUCAACUGAGCAAUCUCCCCCCCGUAGUGACCAAUUGA